Molecule: messenger RNA, 549 nt
Organism: Macrobrachium nipponense
Lineage: Eukaryota; Metazoa; Arthropoda; Malacostraca; Decapoda; Palaemonidae
Exons: 1
Coding region: 1-549 (182 amino acids)
Source: RefSeq, a predicted model, not a curated record
AUGUACACCAAACCAGUCAUUCUCCAGCCUCCAUGUACACCAAACCAGUCAUUCUCCAGCCUCCAUGUACACCAAACCAGUCACUCUCCAGCUUCCAUGUACACCAAACCAGUCAUUCUCCAGCCUCCAUGUACACCUAAACCACCGCCAGUUCUCCAGCCUCCAUGUAUCACCACUAAGUCACUCUCCAGCCUCCAUUGUACACCAAACAGUCACUCUCCAGCCUCCAUGUACACCAAACCAGUCAACUCCUCCAGCCUCCAUGUACACACAAAACCAGUCAUUCUCCAAGCAUGUACACCAAACCAGUCGUUACUCUCCAUGCCUCCAUGUACACCACCAGUCAUUCUCCAUCCUCCAGGUACCACCAAACCAGGCAUCCACCAUGCCUCCAUACGACCAAACCAGUCACUCUGCCAGCCUCCAGUACACCACCAUUCACUCUCCAGCCUCCAUGAUACACCAAAAACAGUCCACCUUCUCCGAGCCUCCAUGUACACCAACCAGUCACUCUCCAGUCAUCCGAUGUCCACCCCAAACCAGUCAUAA